UGGCUUAAGAACUUUCCAUUCGUACUUUUCGAGCGUGCCGCGGGAGAUCCCUGGCGCAAAGAGGACCACACGUGUCCCCGCGGCCGCCAUCGUCUACUGCGCAGUUAAGGACUAAUUCCUGCACCACGAUCGCUGGUGGACGACCACAAGCAUGAGUUCAUCGUACGGUAAGGCAGACUAUGAGAGCCUGAACCUGCGAAGCGGCACCAGAGGUAUCGACUCGCCAGAGGUGCCUGGAAGACGGCUCUACGAUGUUUGCAUGGUCUUCCAGUACAAGACCUCAAAGAGAGUGAGGUUUGAAGAGCGAGACGAUGAGUACUACAACGUCCGGGCUUUAGACAACCCUUCUGAAGCAGAUAAGGCAAAGAUGCAGAUGUGGAAGCAGCACCGGGAGUCCAUCCUCAAGAGUUUGCAGAACUGCGGCUUGCACCUCUUCUGCUUUUACAGCCGCGAUAGAGACCAGAUUUUGGUCAAGAUCGGAGCAUCUGCCCAGAAGCUGAGGGACACUGCAGCAAGGAAGCGGUACAAGCUGCAAAUGAAGAAGGAAUAUCUCAGCGCCUAUGCGGAGUUCCGGCAUGACUAUCCUGGAAGGCCUGAGUUUCGAUUCAAUGAUCGGCGGAUCAUUUCGCACAUCUACCAGACUCAUACAGAGGAUGCUCUGGAUGGUAGCAGUAUCUUCAAGAUUUCGGACAAGAUUGAUUUGCUCCACCACAUUAUCCAAUCCAAAGACAAGGAUUGUGCAGGCAUCAAUCCGUCACGACUCUUGCAUCAAGGUGAGCUGAAGGCAUACUUCCCGAUCCACGACGCUCAAGGCAUUGAAAAGAUCAAGGAGUUUCAGUGGAAGUGGUUUUGGCCCGACGAAGAGCAUGCCAACCGCUUGCGGGACUACUUCGGAGACAAGAUCGCCUUCUACUUCCUGUGGAUGGCCUUCUACUUGAAGUGGCUUAUGCCACUGGCAGCUCUAGGCCUUUUCCUGCAGUUCAUUGACUGGUGCGCCCGAACACCUGACAAUCCAACUGCCAUCCCAUUCUGCGUACUCAUGAGUGUUUGGUGCCUGGCUUUGCCUCACUUUUGGCGCCGUCAAGAGGCAAAAUAUGCCAUCAGCUGGGGCAGCUUGGAUUUGGUAGAACAACUGGAGCCGCACCGCCCAGAGCACUGGGGUGAGCAACUCAUCAACCCUGUCACUUCACAGGUGGAGCCGCAUUACCCCUUGUCGAAGCGGAUUUUCAAGUACUUGAUCAGUAUGGCAGCUAUGAGCCUUGCUGGUUGUGUGUGUGUCCUUUGCAUUCUCGUUUUGCUCCUCAUUCGGCACAACAUCAAAUCAGAAGUGCAUCACCACAUUGUCGGGUUUCAGAUUGCAAUAGCUGCCUACGUGGAGAUUUCCAAUGCAGGACUUGAUUUGCUCACACGCAUCCUCACCGACCACGAGAAUCACCGAACUCAGACUGAGUACGAAACAGCAUUUCUUUGGAAGGGAGCUGUGCUCAAGUACAUGAACUCAUUCUUUGCCCUUUACUACGUGGCCUUUUUCAAGGAGCACCAGACGCUUUUCUCCGAGCCAAUGGAGUGCCUGAGAGACCAAUGCCUUCUGGAUAUGCAAGCGCAAUUAGGAAUCUUCGUGCUUUUCCGGCUCCUGGUGUCCAACGUGUUUGAGCACUACUAUCCCAAAGUUCGCUUGUGGCUCCGGACCUUUUACUAUGACAAUGCGAGCUGCAUGAGCUACAUGCAUGGUCAGACUCUCGAGCUUGCGGAGAUGUCUGCAACAGAGCAGCAAGCCAAAAAGGAGAGGCAUCGGAACUUUCAGCAGUUUGAUGAGAUGCUCUUGACGCAUGGCUUUGCGACCCUGUUUGCUGUGACUUCACCUUGGGUGUGCACAGCGACGUUGCUGGCUGUCAUUGUUGAAAUUUGGGUGGACAUGAAGAGUCUUUUGGAAAGCAGACAACGUCCAUUCCCAGAGCGGGCUCGCAACAACGAGCCAUGGGGUGUGGCCUUUGAAGUCUAUGGUGUGCUGGCAGCUUUGACCAAUGUGCUGCUUUUGAUCUACACAUCAACCCAGUACUCGGGCUGGACAGCCACUGAGAAGAUUGUCUUCUUCGUCUUCCUGGAGCAUGUGAUCUUCGGUUCUAAGUUGAUGAUGCAGAUGGUCUUCCCUGAGGUGCCACAGGCAGUGGAAGUCUUGGCACUGAAGCAGGGCAGCGUCGUACAUCGGUGCUUGGAAGGUAUCAAGGUUGAGAGCCAAAUGGAUUUCAGCCUUUUCCGAGAAAGCCGUCAGCAAGAGGACGUACAGGUGUUUGGCCAUGACCUGCUGGAGACAGACGAGGCUGAUAUGACUCUAUCUCUACAGGAUAGUGGCAAGUCCAUGUACCAAGGCGUGAUUGAUGAGGUUGGAACGCUCCGGGUGAACAUCGGCAUGCCAGUGGCGGCACAGAAGUGAGGUGUGCAGAUGGCUAAGUGACAAUAAACUUCCUUUACGAGGAGCUUCAGCCAGAGAAAACGGGCAGCAAUGGAAGCCAUGUUUCACCAAAGCAAGUACAAAAAAAUGUGC
This is a messenger RNA of Durusdinium trenchii, 2545 nucleotides long. The record is from the annotation of a GenBank genome assembly. NCBI's taxonomy places the organism in Eukaryota, Dinophyceae, Suessiales, Symbiodiniaceae.